AUGGCGAUGCACGUUUUAGAAGAUAUUAAACAUAUAUCUAGAGAUUUUGAAAAUAUUCACAAAUCAGCAAGUAGAUUUGCUUCAAUUGCUAACGAAGAACUAGAGAGACACAAUUCUGAAUCAGUUGUAGAAGAUUCUCUACCAGAAAAAAGAGUUCACAAGCCCAAAAUUUUAUCAGCAGAGAUCCUAAGGGCCGAAAUGGUUGAUUUUGCAAACAAAUGGCAAACACUCUCAAAAACUUUGUGUGAGGAAUAUGCGGUUUUAUCAUCGGAAGCGGAAGUAGAUAACGAUGAAGACAUUGAAAAGCUCGGAUCCGAUUACAUUAAAUGUAGCAAGAGUAUAAAUAAGGGGUUGUGCAAAAAUUGUUUAUAUUGCUGUUAUAGGUUACAGCUGAAAUAUAACCUAUUCUGUUCCGCGUAUGCGAAUUUAUUCGCUGAUGCGUACAAAAAAGAGUACAGCGAUAAUCAAGAAGAAAACAACCAGAAUCACACCAACCUCCCAUCAUCCAUAACCGUCGAAAUCAUCCCGGCCAUCAAGCAGGAAUCCGUCAUCAUCUCCACCGAAGCGGCCAGGAACAUGCUGCACGAGAACAUCCAAAUCGAGGACAAGUACGAACCGCCACCGGAACUCACUGCAGGCGUGCAUUUCCUUACCGAUGACGAAACAUCCGGCCCCAACAUGGACGCCGACAGCUACGAAAAGAAGAAGAACGAGCUCCUGGAGUACAUGAUGCGACAGGACGGCAGCGUGGUUAGUCUAGUCGAGAGGUAA
Molecule: messenger RNA, 771 nt
Organism: Phaedon cochleariae (mustard beetle)
Lineage: Eukaryota; Metazoa; Arthropoda; Insecta; Coleoptera; Chrysomelidae
Source: the annotation of a GenBank genome assembly